Hordeum vulgare subsp. vulgare (domesticated barley) is the source of this 2238-nucleotide messenger RNA. RefSeq names its product calcium-dependent protein kinase 9-like. The record is from RefSeq and is a predicted model, not a curated record. Lineage: Eukaryota; Viridiplantae; Streptophyta; Magnoliopsida; Poales; Poaceae. Gene Ontology annotation, molecular function: calmodulin binding; calcium ion binding; ATP binding. The coding region runs from base 351 to 2048 and encodes 565 amino acids. The transcript is spliced from 4 exons. Gene Ontology annotation, cellular component: nucleus; cytoplasm. Gene Ontology annotation, biological process: peptidyl-serine phosphorylation; intracellular signal transduction; protein autophosphorylation.
UUAAAUAAUGAUAGUAUAAUUGCCAGUUGAUGGCUUCCCCCUCUCGCUGCCGCGCUUUAAUUGGAGUGCAUGCGAUGCAUGGACCCUUUCCCUCCUCCCUCCCGGCGAGCGAUCGAGUAAAUAUCAGGCACGCACCAGCUACCUACCAAGCUAUAGCCAGCUACACGACCAGCGAGGGAACAAGCUCGGUCCUCCUUGAAUCUUGAUCACAGCGGCUGCUGCCUGCAGCCUGGAGCGACAGCUGCAUGUCGAUCGUGUCUGCGCCACCCAUGCACUAGCUAGCUUGAGGAAGCGGUGGAGGUGCAGAAGCGUCUGGAAGCUUCUAAGAGGCCGUCAUCGGGGUCGAACCGAUGGGCAACGCGUGCUUCUCCUGCUGCGUCGCCUCGUCCCAGCCAGAGCGAGCGAGAGCACGGCCGCAGGACAGGAAGAGGCCGGCGACGCCUCCAAGACCGAGCGGCAGCAACACCGCCAGGGCGAGUCCCAAGCCACGGCCCCGGCCGCGGGGCAAGGCGAAGCCCAACCCGUACGCCCAGCGCGGCGGCGGCGGCUCGGCUACCUCGGCGGCGCGCGUGCUGGACGGCGUGGUGCCGCACCACCCGCGGCUGCGCGUGACGGACAAGUACCACCUGGGGCGCGAGUUGGGGCGCGGCGAGUUCGGGGUCACGCGGCUCGCCACGGACCGCGGCGCGGCGCGGGAGCGGCUGGCGUGCAAGUCCAUCCCCAAGGCGCGGCUGCGGACCGCCGUGGACGUGGCCGACGUGCGCCGCGAGGUGGCCAUCAUGGCGUCGCUGCCGGACCACCCGGCGCUCGUGCGGAUGCGCGCCGCCUACGAGGACGACGACGCCGUGCACCUCGUCAUGGAGCUCUGCGACGGCGGCGAGCUGUUCGACCGGAUCGUGGCGCGCGGGCGGUACACGGAGCGCGCCGCGGCGGCGGCCGCCAGGACGGUGGCCGAGGUGGUGCGGGCAUGCCACGCGCACGGGGUCAUGCACCGGGACCUCAAGCCGGAGAACUUCCUCUACGCCGGCAAGGAAGAGGACGCGCAGCUCAAGGCCAUCGACUUCGGCCUCUCCGUCUUCUUCCGACCAGGCGAGCGGUUCACUGAGAUCGUGGGCAGCCCGUACUACAUGGCCCCGGAGGUGCUCCGGCGCAGCUACGGCCCCGAGGUGGACAUCUGGAGCGCCGGCGUCAUCCUCUACAUCCUCCUCUGCGGCGUCCCUCCCUUCUGGGCCGAGACGGAGCAGGGCGUGGCGCGCUCCAUCCUCCGCGGCGCGCUCGACCUCGACCGCGAGCCCUGGCCCCGGAUCUCCGACAGCGCCAAGAGCCUCGUCCGCCAGAUGCUCCACAUGGACCCCCGCAAGCGCCUCACCGCCCGCCAAGUCCUCGCGCACCCGUGGCUGCAGGACGCGAAGAAGGCGCCGAACGUGCCGCUGGGGGACGUGGUGCGGGCGAGGCUGAAGCAGUUCUCCGUCAUGAACCGCUUCAAGAAGAAGGCGAUGCGGGUGAUCGCCGAGCACCUGUCGGCGGAGGAGGUGGAGGUGAUCAAGGAGAUGUUCGCCUUCAUGGACACGGACAACAACGGCCGGGUCACGCUGGAGGAGCUCAAGGCCGGCCUCGCCAGGGUGGGGUCCAAGCUGGCCGAGCCCGAGAUGGAGCUGCUCAUGGAGGCCGCCGACGUUGACGGCGACGGCUACCUCGACUAUGCCGAGUUCGUCGCCAUCACCAUCCACCUGCAGCGCCUCUCCAACGACCAACACCUCCGCAAGGCCUUCCUCUUCUUCGACCGCGACAGCAGUGGCUACAUCGAGCGCGCUGAGCUGGCCGACGCCCUCAUCGAUGACUCCGGCAAGGCCGACGACGCCGUCGUCGACCACGUCCUGCAGGAGGUCGACACCGACAAGGAUGGUCGGGUCAGCUUCGAGGAGUUCGUCGCGAUGAUGAAAGCCGGGACGGACUGGAGGAAAGCGUCACGGCAGUACUCCAGGCAGCGCUUCAAGUCGCUCAGCAACAGCCUGAUCAAGGACGGCUCCAUCUCCAUGGCGCGCUGACCAUCCGCCACACAUACAUUCAUGUUGUACUUCCGACUUCAGAUGGUCGAUGUGAUGCUUGGUUUUUGUUUCAUACGCCAGUUCAAUUGAAUUGGAUUUAGUUUGUUCCAGCGGUUUGUUCGUGGUAUUGUGUCUGUGGUGGACUGUCUGAAUCUUCUCAGGAUUAACGCGGAAACGACUUUGGUCUGAU